AUCUACACUUCACAAUCUCACACUGCCAGCAAGAACCGCAAUAUUUAAUAAUUCACUGACUCUGAUAAUCAUCAUUUUGUCAUCUUUCUUUGCAGUACAGAGUGCAGGUGGGGAGGAUCAGAAGUGGGAUCCGAAGUGUCUCGCACUAUCCAGUACAUCAAUCUACCUGUUGUUAGGUUAUUGAUGUUAACACCACUUGGCAUGUAUUGUCUUUAUGAUUAAUUACUUACUUGUAUCGAAUUUAUUGCAUAAAUCUUUAUUAAGAACCCCAAAUCAAUCUUAACAUCGUCCGUUUAUUCGCGCUUUCGUGCAUCGUCGUCAUGAAUAAAUACCCCUUUAUUUGUAAAAAAUCAUGUGCUUGGUUACAGAGUUGACUUGUUAUUAUUAUUAUUCAUUUUAAUGAUUUGAUACAUAGAAAUGACGGGAAUUCCAAGUCUACAGUUGAAUUUGUGUACCCCAGCGGAUUUUUAUUUUUCUGAACCAUUAUAUGGCAAAUCAGGGCAACUAAAGUUGUCGGCAUUGAAUUGUAAAAGAAGAAAUUCGGGGGUUUCCGGUAUUGAGGUAAAACAGAGCAUUUUGGCGCCAAUUAAGGCAAUGGAUUCUUCCAAAACGACGUCGCCAAUCAAUGGUAAUGCGGGCAGUUUCCGGGAGAAGCAGCAAUCGGGAUGCAAUUCCGGCGAUGAUUUGCUUACAAAUGAACGUGAUGACUGUUCCGGUAAAAGUAUGCCCCAGAUGUCUUCAGUUGGAAAUUCGACUAAUAUUGUUUGGCACAAGUGUACUGUGGAGAAGAGUGACAGACAACAGCUGCUUGGACAAAAGGGUUGUGUCAUUUGGAUUACCGGACUCAGUGGUUCAGGAAAGAGUACUUUGGCAUGCGCUCUAAGUCGUGGCCUACAUGCCAGAGGAAAGCUCACCUAUGUACUUGAUGGUGAUAAUGUUCGGCACGGUCUAAAUAGUGACCUUUGUUUUAAAGCUGAAGAUCGAGCAGAGAACAUCAGAAGGAUUGGAGAGGUUGCAAAGCUAUUUGCAGAUGCUGGAGUUAUAUGCAUAGCAAGUUUGAUAUCACCUUACAGAAAGGAGCGUGAUGCCUGUCGUGCGUUACUUCCAGAAGGAGAUUUUAUUGAGGUAUUCAUGGAUGUGCCUCUGCAAGUGUGCGAGAUGAGGGAUCCAAAGGGAUUGUAUAAUCUUGCACGAGCUGGAAAAAUCAAAGGUUUUACAGGUGUUGAUGAUCCAUAUGAGCCGCCAUUGAAUUCUGAGAUUUAUAUCUUGCAGAUAGUGUUACAUCAACAAGGAGGGGUUUGUGAUUCUCCAACAAAUUUGGCCGAAAUAGUGAUUUCAUACUUGGAAAGAAAAGGGUACCUGGAGGCUUAAUUUGCUUAUGCUUUUAUAAAUUUAUGUAGCUAUUAAUUUACGUAGCAGAUAUUUUGCUUUAGGGAAAUCCCUCGUUUCCUUUUUGCAUAUUUCAAUAAUCUUUGAUGAGAAAUAAAUCAUUCAUUUGUCUAAUUAUCAGAUUUUGUG
Molecule: messenger RNA, 1518 nt
Organism: Olea europaea var. sylvestris
Lineage: Eukaryota; Viridiplantae; Streptophyta; Magnoliopsida; Lamiales; Oleaceae
Product: adenylyl-sulfate kinase, chloroplastic-like
Exons: 7
Coding region: 418-1371 (317 amino acids)
Biological process (GO): sulfate assimilation
Molecular function (GO): ATP binding; adenylylsulfate kinase activity
Source: RefSeq, a predicted model, not a curated record